This is a messenger RNA of Ectocarpus sp. CCAP 1310/34, 2271 nucleotides long. NCBI's taxonomy places the organism in Eukaryota, Phaeophyceae, Ectocarpales, Ectocarpaceae. The record is from the annotation of a GenBank genome assembly.
AUGAAGAGCGGUGAGCUGGAAGACGCGGCACUGUUUGGGGUGAAAGGACGAUUUCGCCGAAAACCUCACGACGACGGCGGGGACCCUAGCACCGCGCUGGAAGAAUCGCUGAAGAAGGAACCGGCGCCACCAGCCCAAAAGAGGAAAGUCGUCGCGAUGGGCAUCACGCUGCUCGGGAUGUGUUACCUCGUGGCGCUCAGCUCGCGGGCACUGUCCACGAUCCACCACCACCACCACCACCACCAGAGCAGCAGCAGCAGCAGCGGCAGCAGCAGCAGCAGCAGCAGCAGCAGAGAAGGUCACCCCUCUCUCCUUUUCGGGAACGGCAAGCACCUCCGCAGCGUGGACCACCGCCGCCGAGCGCGCGGAGGCGAGGAUGUCAUCGCGCCCGCAGCGGACGCCGCCGUCGCAGCAUCUGGCGGAGGAGGAGGAGGAAGAGGAGGAGGAGCGAUGGAUGAGCCUACCGCGGAGGCGGCGCCAGCACCAGCUGGCAGCGGUGCGGGAGCCGCAGACACAAGGCGGGCUGCUGGGGACCUGGACCGCAGCGGCCGCGGCGGCGGCGGCGUGAUUGGACCCCGCAAAAGCGCUGACGGGGUCGGGGCCAGGGCGCAGGCGGCGGGCGCGGUCGUUGGCGGCGGCAGGGAAGCCGGAGGACGCGAAGGAAAAGAUGAAGGAGCGCCACAGGUGGCCUUACCCAACCAAGGGCAGAGCGAAGGUGCGGGAACCGGCGACAAGGGGGUGAGCAUCGACUCCGGGACACGAUCCGAGCACUUCGGCGGCGUGCAGCGGGGGCACCAGCAGUGGCUGAUGCGCCGCGCGGCAGAGCUCCGGGACGAAGGGCCAGCGUUGCCCGGCUCGGUGUGGGCACACGUCGGCAGCAUUGCGAAGGAGGUUAUCUCGAGAGGGGGAAGCUGGGUACCGCCACCCCCCGCUGGGAUCGCGGGUGCGGGGCCCCUGCCGACGGACGGUGCCGCUGCUUCGGUGGAAGAGCGGGUGCAUCGCAUGGAAGAAGGCGUUCGCCUGUGGGGUGGUACGUUCGUGCCGCCGGUAGAGCCAACCCGGAGACUGGAGCUCAUCGACAAGUGGUCCGGCCACGCGGGACGAGGAAGAAGCAAGACCAGCAAUAGCCAAGAGGUGAGUUCGUUCGACUACAGGUCAUCGGAUGGUGGCGAGAAUUCACGUGGGGAUGAUGCCGGGCGGAUUCUGUUCGUGAUGACGUCCUUCGAUCGCGGGAGAAGGCUCGGUCCGUCCUUCAAGAAAGACAAGCUCGAUUUCAUCCUGUUGAUGAUGGAUGAGAUGAGGGAGGCUUGCGAGGCCGGGUUUUCCCCGAACGUGCAUCUGAUAGCGGCGUGGGAGCUCUCCGAGGUGGAAGUGUUUGUGCGGGACCGUCUGUUCUGCCGCAGGACGGGCGGCCACGUCCCCUACUCUCUAGAGGUACACCCUUCUUCGAUCGGCAACGAUCUCUCCAUCAAGCACCGAAUCUUCAUGAAACCGCGGCUGGAGGAAUUCGACCUGUUCCUCCAGGUCGAAGAUGACGUCAUCGUGACCCUGAACCACAUGCUGCUUUUCCGGGAAGAGAGCGAGCUGCUCGACAGUCGCAGGCACUCCGACGGAGCAACGCUGGCGAACACCGCCGUCCCGGGCUUCAUCCGCGUUGAGCAUGCCGCGGGGGAGGAGGGGACUGUCGUCGGGCCUUCUUCGGGAGAGGAAUGGCAAGAGUGGGAAGUGAUGCUCAGCAGGAGGCGAUCCAGUCUUGGCGAGGGUAUCGAGGAAGGCAUCGGCAGCAUGAAUGCGACCCGAAGGAUGCACCACCGUCGUUCACUUUGUUUCUUCUCAUCUACUCUCAAUGAACUCUUUUUCCUGGAUUCCUUGGGUAUGAACGGUGUUUUCACAAGGCUUCAUCCGGUCAAGCUUGAGGAGGCCGGAAUCUACCUUACUCUGGGGCCAUCGCUACCGGGUAUGUGGAUGGCGACCAGGGAGCAGCUGAGAAAGCUCAGCGAGACCAUGUCAUGUGACUACCUCAACUUCGACGAAUCGUCGAAGGGACACGUGGAGACCCACAGCGGCAGCCUUCAGAUGUUCAAGCCCAACUGCGGUCGAUUCCAAAGCUUCUUGGUACAUCACCGCGCGAACAACAAGCACGGGGUUAGAGGAGAGAGCGUGCCCGGUGUCCCGAUAACCCUUCUCCGAUGCUGGGUGGAGCAGUUCAUCCGGGACGAGAAGUUCUUGAAGCCUUUCCGGAACCCAUCAAAGGACAGUCGCCGAGUAUGA